AUGGGGUUCUUCCGACUGGAGCCCGUCGGACCCGGGGGGAUCACGGUGGAGGAGGCAGCCCUGGCGUGCUUCGAUGCUCCGUACAGGGGAAGGUUGGCCACUUUCAGAACCUUCACGGAUUACAACGGGCUGAGGGGAGCGGCUGCCGGAGGAGGGCGGUUGGUGCUUGUCGGCGGGUUUUAUUCCCCACUGGGGGAUUAUAGGGCCCAGACUCAGGCAAGCCUGGUAUCUGGCUGGAGCUCAAUCGCCAACAUCCCCUCGACCGCCUGGACAUUGCCCUCCCAACCCGACUCCUUCUCCCAGCCAGCUCCAGAAGAGUGCCUGGCGCUCCACAUGGUCUUAGGGGUGUACCACCUCGUGGACUACCCCUGCGGAAGCAUCUUGCCUGACGACGUUCCGACGGCUUACCUCUGCAUCGAAUUCGCUCCGGGAUCCUGUCCCGCUCCGCCGCUGUACUCUGGAGGCUCGGUUACUAUGAUGUACCCAGGAGGAAACGACACAUCCCCGUUUCCCUUCAACACGGAGGUGGUCUACUCGUGCCCGCCUGGGAUGGUGUGGCGGGACACACGAGCGAGAGCGAGGUCCUCCUUCUGCAGGGGAAGCGUGAGCUGGACCCUCUCCGAAACUGACCUCGCUGGAGUCUCCUGCGUCGCCAUAGUAAAAAUGCUUUGCCGUGUUACCUCUAUAAAAUGUACAAUAUUUGCCUCCUCUCCCCUUGCAUGGUUUUCUUCCUCUCCAGGCGAGAGAGCGGAUGGAACGACAGGACUUGGAGGUGUGCUGGGCAUGUCAGGACCCAUGGGUGAGGUAGGCAUGGUUGGAGACCAGGGAUUGCAAGGCGUGACCGGACCACAGGGAUUGCAAGGCAUUACUGGACUUCUGGGCCAGCAGGGCACGACCGGACCACAGGGAUUGCAAGGCAUGACUGGACCCUCGGGACUGGAAGGCAUGGAGGGUGUCAUUGGCGCGGAGGGGAUGGCUGGACUUGAGGGAAAGCAGGGCACGACUGGAGACCAGGGAUUGUUAGGCGUGACCGGACAACAGGGAUUGUUAGGCUUGACCGGACAACAGGGAUUGCAAGGCAUGACUGGACCCUCGGGACUGGAAGGUAUGGAGGGUGUCAUUGGCGCGGAGGGGAUGGCUGGACUCGAGGGAAAGCAGGGCACGACUGGAGACCAGGGAUUGUUAGGCUUGACCGGACAACAGGGAUUGCAAGGCAUGACUGGACCCUCGGGACUGGAAGGCAUGUUGGGUAUCAUUGGCGCGGAGGGGAUGGCUGGACUUGAGGGAAAGCAGGGCACGACUGGAGAUCAGGGAUUGUUAGGCUUUACCGGAUCACAGGGAUUGCAAGGCAUUACUGGACUUCUGGGAAAGCAGGGCACGACUGGAGACCAGGGCUCGCCAGGCAUGACUGGGGACCAGGGUUCUGCAGGCAUGACUGGACCCUCAGGAAUGCAAGGUAUGGCUGGAACCAAGGGGAUGCAAGGCGAUGCCGGGGAACCUGGGUGA
Messenger RNA from Darwinula stevensoni, 1506 nucleotides. The record is from the annotation of a GenBank genome assembly. NCBI's taxonomy places the organism in Eukaryota, Metazoa, Arthropoda, Ostracoda, Podocopida, Darwinulidae.